This is a messenger RNA of Pistacia vera, 1560 nucleotides long. RefSeq names its product E3 ubiquitin-protein ligase SP1-like. Lineage: Eukaryota; Viridiplantae; Streptophyta; Magnoliopsida; Sapindales; Anacardiaceae. The record is from RefSeq and is a predicted model, not a curated record. Gene Ontology annotation, molecular function: ubiquitin-protein transferase activity. Gene Ontology annotation, biological process: protein ubiquitination; organelle organization.
AUGGAAAAGAAAAACAACAGCACCUGUGAGAAAAUCUUCAAAGCCAUUAAUAUCAGCCCUUCCUUCCGAACAAUUCGUCGCAUCUCACACAACCCUCAACAUCCAAUGCCUUCACCCAACCCUUCCAAGCCAGUAAAACCCCUCAAUACACCAAAAAACAGAGAUGGUGCAGAAGUUGUUUCCAUCAAGUAUGAUAAUUCAAGUCUUCCUGCUCAUCCGAAUGAGAAACUCAAGUCAAAAACACCACCUGCACCAAAAAAAGAAGCUCCAUCUCUAAUGAUUCCAGUUCAAAAGAAGCCUAACACACUUGUGCCAUUAUCAUCUCAGCAUGGUGAAGGACGCAAGACUGGUGCCAAAGAUGACAGAGUGAAAAGUAACAAAUGGGGAGAAAAUGCUGAAGAUAAAUUUAGUAAUUUCAUUUAUCAUGCGAAGAAGAAGAUUACAGCUACUAAUUCACAUGUUGGUGAACGAAAGAAUACUUCACAUGUUGGUGAACAAAAGAAUGACGAUCAUUUCUCGAAUUAUAUCGAUCGUGUUAAGCAUAAGAUAAGAAAGAUGUCAAGCUUCGUUGGUGGAAGCAGUGGCUCCGUGAAGGACGCGGAGGUUCUUAAGACGGUUACGCGAGUCGAUCAGCUCAAGGAGUUGGCACAAUUACUUGACAUUGAAAGUAAAGUUUUGCCACUCAUUGUUACGGUUUGCGGAAGGGUUGGCUCUGAGACACCUAUUAGCUGCGAGUAUAGCGGGUUGAGAGGUGUCAUAGUGGAGGAAACGGCUGAACAACACUUUCUGAAACACAAUGAUGCUGGGUCUUGGAUACAAGAUUCUGCAUUGAUGCUAUCAAUGAGUAAAGAGGUUCCUUGGUACCUCGAGGACGGGACUGGUCGUUUAUUUGUAGUGGGAGCCCGAAGUGCCACAGGUUUUGUAUUAACUGUUGGAAGUGAAGUGUUUGAAGAAUCUGGACGAUCACUUGUACGUGGAACAUUAGACUAUCUCCAAGGCCUCAAGAUGCUCGGAGUCAAGCGUAUUGAACGGCUACUUCCAACUGGUACUUCCUUGACUGUGGUUGGAGAGGCAGUGAAAGACGAUAUUGGAACAGUUCGUAUACAACGGCCACACAAAGGCCCUUUCUAUGUUUCUCCAAAAACUAUUGAUGAGCUCAUUGCAAACCUUGGGAAAUGGGCAAGGUGGUAUAAGUAUGCAUCUGCAGGUUUGACAGUGUUUGGCGUUUUUCUGAUCGCUAAGCGUUCUAUCCAAUAUAUCUUGGAAAGAAAGCGCCGCUGGGAAUUUCAGAGAAGGGUUCUUGCUGCUGCAACUAAGAGAUCAGGAGACAGUGAAGCUUCAAAUGGAACAUCUGAGAAUGGAUCAGAUGGUACUAAGAGAGACCGUGUGAUGCCAGAUAUAGUGUGUAUAUGCCUUGAGCAUGAGUACAAUGCUGUUUUUGUCCCGUGUGGUCAUAUUUGUUGUACAGCAUGCUCCUCACACUUAACCAGCUGUCCUCUAUGCCGGAGACGAAUUGAACAGGUGGUGAAGACAUCCGCCAUUGAAGUUACGGCUCUAUGA